AUGGCGCUGGGCGUUGAGGAUUUAAGGAAAUUGAAUAUUGAUCAACUUAUAGCUGAAUUUAUAAAUCUUCAAGAGGAAUAUGAAGAUUUUAAAAAUAAUUCCAAAGAGAUUGAAGUUCUGCUAGAAAAGGAAGCUGAGUAUGCAAAGAAAGAAGCGAGGGAAAAAGAUAAUAAGCUGCAUAUGGUUCAAACAGAACUUGAUAGACUCAAGGAUAAAUAUGACUCGGAAAAAGCAGAAGUAUUGAAAAUAGAAGAUUCUUUACGUAAACAGUUGAAAUCUGCGGAAGAAGAGCGAAACAUUGGUCGGAUCAAAAUCCGCGAGUUAGAACAGAGAAAUGAUGAUUUGGAAAGAGGAGAAAGAAACAAUCAGCAAGUUAUGGAUGAUAACCUUCUAAGGUUGAAUGAGGCUACCGAACGUAUAACUCUACUCGAAAAUGAAAUUUCCGAUAGACAACAAGCCUCCGAGGAAAUGUAUAGACUAAGAGAAGAACUUAAAGAGCGGCCAAGAUUAGUUGUUGGUCCUCUAAGAAUGGAAAGGUGUGAAGAAACACCGGAAGAGCCUACUCCAGAGGGCAAAAAAUCGGUUAAUAUAGCGGAAGGAGUCCAAGAGGAAGACGGCAUGAUAGUUGAUGAGCAGUUACCUCCCGCAGUUGAUUAUGUGAAGAACGAACCGGCUCCAAACAAGCAGUUAGAUCCGGCUCUAAAUGGCGGUAAAGGGUUUGCAAGCUGCGUCAAUAAAAUAGUCCGCGAUCUCAUGGUGAAGGUGGAUAGGCUAGAAGGAAUUCUUACGGGUCUCAACCCAAUAUCUCCCCGUUAA
Molecule: messenger RNA, 816 nt
Organism: Auanema sp. JU1783
Lineage: Eukaryota; Metazoa; Nematoda; Chromadorea; Rhabditida; Rhabditidae
Source: the annotation of a GenBank genome assembly